AUGAUGCCCAAUAGUGUCAUCAUCAUUUGCAGGGAUCCAUGGUGUCAUCAUCUCCAGGGAUCCACUUCAAACAUGUGCCACCACCUCCCAGGAUUUCAUUCAACCAUGUGCCACUACCUCCCAGUAUCCACUUCAACUAUGGUGUUAUCACCUGCCAGGAUCCACGAGAGCCAGUGCUGUCACCAUCCACUAGGAUCCACCAUAACCCUGGUGUCAUCAUCUCCUGUGAUCCAUGAGGUCCAGUGCUGUCACCAUCCACUAGUAUCCAUCAUAACCCUGGUGUCAUCAUCUCCCAGGAUCCAUGAGGUCCAGUGCUGUCACCAUCCACUAGUAUCCAUCAUAACCCUGGUGUCAUCAUCUCCCAGGAUCCAUGAGGUCCAGUGCUGUCACCACCCACUAGGAUCCACCAUAACCCUGGUGUCAUCAUCUCCCAGGAUCCAUGAGGUCCAGUGCUGUCACCAUCCACUAGGAUCCACCAUAACCCUGGUGUCAUCAUCUCCCAGGAUCCAUGAGGUCCAGUGCUUGUUGUCACCAUCUACUAAGAUCCACCAUAACCCUGGUGUCAUCAUCUCCUGUGAUCCAUGA
Molecule: messenger RNA, 585 nt
Organism: Pongo pygmaeus (Bornean orangutan)
Lineage: Eukaryota; Metazoa; Chordata; Mammalia; Primates; Hominidae
Exons: 2
Coding region: 1-585 (194 amino acids)
Source: RefSeq, a predicted model, not a curated record